AUGGCGGCCAUGUACGACCCAGGACAUCUCUCCUCAGAACCGGGCUUCUCAUUCGCACAGUCAGCACCACAGUCGCAUUCAGCACCGCGGCAGCAUGGCUUCUACCCAUACACCGACAAUGGCGGUUCAACACUCGGCAUCAGUGGAUCCGACUUCACCAUCCUCGCAGGCGACACGCGAUCGACAUCUGGCUACAACAUCAACACUCGCUACGCACCGAAGCUCUUCAAGAUCGGCGGCGACGGCCCUAACAACGAGGGAUCGAAGAUUGUGCUUUCCGUCGUUGGUUUCGCGGCAGAUGGCAACGCGCUGAAGGAGCGUUUGGAUACGGUGGUCAAGAUGUACAAGUACCAGCACGGCAAGGACAUCAGCGUACACGCUUGCGCUCAGCGACUCUCACACAUUCUCUACGGCAAGCGGUUCUUCCCCUUCUACGUGACCGCCAUCCUAGGCGGCAUCGACGAGGAGGGUAAGGGAGCUCUGUACAGUUACGAUCCUGUUGGAUCGUAUGAGCGCGAGCAAUGUCGCGCUGCUGGUGCAGCCAGCUCGCUCAUUAUGCCAUUCCUCGACAACCAGGUCAAUUUGAAGAACCAGACAGAUCCCUCGGCGCCGCAGGGUCUGUACAAGCCUGCAUUGGAGGCCAAGCCGCUUCCACGUGCGCAUGUGGAGGAGCUGGUGCGAGAUGCAUUCACUAGUGCAGUGGAGAGACAUAUUGAGGUUGGUGACGGGCUGCAGAUCAUGGUGAUCACAAAGGAUGGCAUUGAGGAGAAGUACUCGCCGCUGAAGGAGGAUUGRGCGUGGCUUCGAUUGGCGUGGUGA
This is a messenger RNA of Ramularia collo-cygni, 819 nucleotides long. RefSeq names its product probable proteasome endopeptidase complex subunit PRE7. The coding region runs from base 1 to 819 and encodes 272 amino acids. Gene Ontology annotation, cellular component: proteasome core complex. The transcript has 2 exons. Lineage: Eukaryota; Fungi; Ascomycota; Dothideomycetes; Mycosphaerellales; Mycosphaerellaceae. The record is from RefSeq and is a predicted model, not a curated record.